Molecule: messenger RNA, 1187 nt
Organism: Peromyscus leucopus (white-footed mouse)
Lineage: Eukaryota; Metazoa; Chordata; Mammalia; Rodentia; Cricetidae
Gene: Lipt2
Product: lipoyl(octanoyl) transferase 2
Exons: 2
Coding region: 51-746 (231 amino acids)
Biological process (GO): protein lipoylation
Cellular component (GO): mitochondrion
Molecular function (GO): lipoyl(octanoyl) transferase activity
Source: RefSeq, a predicted model, not a curated record
GCCCCGAGACACGACAGGAGGCGGGGCCCACGCACGCCGCUGCCCUCGCAAUGCAGCUGCCGGCGGUCCGGCUAGUGUGGCUCCGGCGGGCUCGCUACUCCGAGCUGCUGGCACUGCAGGAGCAUUGGCUGCGGCGGCUGCAGGCUGACCCUAGCCCGGGGACCCCGUCGGGGACCGAGGCGGGCGCCCUCUUGCUCUGCGAGCCAGCGGGGCCCGUGUACACGGGCGGGCUACGCGGCGGCCUGACGCCCGAGGAGACUACACGGCUGAGGGCCUUGGGCGCCGAGGUGCGCGCCACUGGCCGCGGCGGCUUAGCCACUUUCCACGGCCCCGGCCAGCUGCUCUGCCACCCGGUGCUUGACCUGCGGCGCCUAGGCCUGCGCCUGCGCACCCACGUGGCGGCGCUGGAGGCGUGCGCCGUGCGCCUGUGCGAGCUCCGGGGCCUUCGGGGAGCUCGCGCGCGGCCGCCCCCCUACACCGGUGUCUGGCUGGGCGAGCGCAAGAUUUGCGCGAUCGGAGUCCGCUGUGGAAGGCACAUCACAUCCCACGGCCUGGCUCUGAACUGUUCUACAGACCUCACUUGGUUUGAGCACAUUGUGCCCUGUGGACUGGUUGGGACAGGAGUCACUUCACUGAGUGAGGCACUCCAGAGACUCGUCACUGUGGAUGAAGUAAUGCCAUCUUUCCUUGUGGCCUUCCAGGAAACUUUCAAGUGCACGUUAAUCUCUGAGGACAGCCCCAGAUGAAGGGUCCUUAAUUCACCUUAGCCGGGGGAUGAUGGUCCUGCGACAGAAGGCUCCUAGUCUGACUUGAGUCCCACAGAACCCGAUUCUAGAACUACUCUGUGAUUUACUGACCAUGACCGAGGACAGAUCCUGAGCUGUUGCUUCCUGUAUCUCUCCACCUACCUCAGGGAUCGAUAUGAAAAGUCACAUGCUACAUAAAGCAUCCCUGUGACUAUUGACACGUUUCUCGGCUUGGAGACACUCCAGUGUUAUAAACUGUCAUUUCAUAGUUACUUGCUACCUAGUGCUGUGUCUAACAGUGAGUUUGAUCUGUAGGUCUUUUGAGUUCUGUGGGAAUCAAAUCUCUGUGACCCAGGUGAAAGUGAUUCGGUAAAGUUAUUUCAUUCUCAAAAGACCUGAGUCUGUCUUCAAUAAUGGGGUAAGGCUCUUCAAAAAACAAAA